Oreochromis aureus is the source of this 1891-nucleotide messenger RNA. RefSeq lists its product as uncharacterized. Lineage: Eukaryota; Metazoa; Chordata; Actinopteri; Cichliformes; Cichlidae. The record is from RefSeq and is a predicted model, not a curated record. Bases 319 to 699 code for a protein of 126 amino acids. The transcript has 3 exons.
CAUACAUUACAUUUUAUAUUCACGCUGUAAAAAGUUUUAGUAGUUAGAAAAAGAAACAAAUUACCUCAUAAUUCUGUUAAUAACACCAAACUCUAACCGUGUCUGCCCCUGGUAAAGCUUGCUUUAAGUCAAUUACUGCAGUGUGCUGGCUGUGCAUCAUAGAUGGAGAUUACAGCGAUAAGACUUUAAUGCCCUCAGACACCUUCUCCUCCAGCUCCACCUCAACCUCCGGUGUCUCCUCCAUCAGACGCUCAUCUCGGCUCAUCCACUCUUUCUCUGGACUCUUGAAAAGACGCAGUGACCCAUUGCCCUGCUGCCAUGAAGACUGCUCUGGCUCUGCUGCUGCUCAUCUCUCUGGCCUGCCACGGCCAUGCUCUCAAAUGUCACACAUGCGUGGCGUCCAAUGAGGAAGACUGCAACCGUCAGGGCUCCACCCCCUGUCCUCAGUAUGCUGAUGCCUGCUCCACCAUCACAGGGCCCAACACGGUUAUGAAGUCGUGCACAUACAAGGCCUUCUGUGAGAAGGCUAACAGCGGCACCUCCGGAGCCAAGAUGCAUUGCUGCUUUGGCGAUGACUGUAACGGGCCCCACAAGAGUCACAGCCACGGUGGUCAUCCCAACAGCACAGGGGCAAUUUCUUCCAGCCCAGUCCUGCUGAUCACAGCCCUGCUGCUGCGUAUGGCCUUGAGUCAGCUGUAAAUUCCUCCACCUCCUCCUCCCUUUUUUUGUUUUGUUUUCCUUCCAGUGAUUCAUCACCUCCUCUUUAUCUGUUUUAUUUUUAAGUUCAAAAAAGGGAUUUGAGUUGCAGAGAGUUUCAUGUGGUUUGAGACAAAUAUCGUCUUUCGACGAGGGUUUCUGACGGCUGUGGUGGAAGGGAGUGUGGUCUGUUCUGCAGGUACAAGCUGCUUUAAAGCAGCUUCCUUUGUCUAAGUUAUCAUCCUCUCAAACAGUAACCUCGUUCUCUGUAGCAGCUUGUUGAAUUUAAGAGGAUUUUAACCUGGGGAGUGUUUGUGGUGAAUAAAUGUGUACAAAGUUAAGAACAGCUCACAGCUCUGAUGCACCCGGGGGGGACUCGAGUGUGGUUUUGGUAACUAAGUGCUGGGGUGCCUCACUAGUUUAGUGCACAGCUAGCUUGCUUCGUACCAUAGAACCACAAAACGAAUCUCUUUCGCACGGUAAUCUGAAACUGAUUUAAAAGGUUUGAAAUUGUCUGUGAUGAUGCUUUGUUAUUUUAUCUGUAUGGAAGCUUGUCUGAAUAAAGACCUAAUCACACCCUCGUUUCGUGUGUGGGUGCAGUGCAUGGUAAACUGUGGCUAAGGUACCCUUGGUGUGGCAUUUGACACACUGCUCCUCACUAAAUUUGUUUUUGUUAAUGUGUCUGAUGUAAAAGCACACCUUGGGCGUCUUCUGUACAGUAAAGGAAACAUUCAGUCUGUGAUUUUCAGCAGUAACAGAAGGGUCUGCUGAAACUUCAAAGCUUCCUUUUGCAACACUGUAAGUUAAUUUCUGUGCAGUCGCCACAGGAUAUGAAAUCAGUGAGGUAGGUCUCCGUCCUGAGGCAGGUCAUAUGACGUGCAACCACUUCCUCUUAACAGGAGGACACAAUUUUGCAGAAAGCAAGAAAAGUGAACACAGAAUCCCUCCUGUGAAUGUAGAUAUUUGUUAUUUCAGCACUUACAAAGGUGUCAUGCUCAGAUCCAGCAGAGACUUUACAUGUGUGAAAACCUUAAAACCAGAAUCUUGACUAAACUUACAGUGAGGUGUUGAAACUGAGAGGUCAGGUCAGUUCAUCUUUUAAGCCCUCUUUUUUUUUUUUAUCACUUAAGAGUUUUAGACCUCAAACUGUGGUCACUUUUGUGUAAAGGUGGAAUAAAGCAGGCUUUAAGCAUUU